Messenger RNA from Misgurnus anguillicaudatus (oriental weatherfish), 1372 nucleotides. RefSeq names its product 3-hydroxyisobutyrate dehydrogenase b (gene hibadhb). Gene Ontology annotation, molecular function: 3-hydroxyisobutyrate dehydrogenase activity; NADP binding; NAD binding. Lineage: Eukaryota; Metazoa; Chordata; Actinopteri; Cypriniformes; Cobitidae. Gene Ontology annotation, biological process: L-valine catabolic process. The record is from RefSeq and is a predicted model, not a curated record. Gene Ontology annotation, cellular component: mitochondrion.
AGUAUUCAAACGUAUGGAUGAAAAACAUGUCAAUCAUCAACCAUCCAAUGCCGUCACUUGUAAGUCGAAGGUCAACAGUGAAGCAGCAUGGCCGCUGUGUUAAGGGGCUCGCGUUGCCUAGUGGGAAAGUGCUAUAACCAUGUCAACGCGCUGCAGGUCUCCAUCAGGUCAAUGGCCUCUAAAACCCAGGUGGGCUUCAUUGGCCUGGGGAACAUGGGAAACCCAAUGGCAAAGAACCUCAUAAAACAUGGAUAUCCAGUGAUAGCCUCAGAUAUAUUUCCAGAGUCCUGCAAAGAGCUACAGGAUCUUGGGGCCCAGAUUCUGGACAACCCUGCAGAUGUGGCAGACAAGGCAGAUCGCAUCAUCACAAUGCUUCCUUCUAGUCCCAAUGUUAUAGAUGUGUAUACAGGCCCAAAUGGCAUUCUAAAAAAAGUGAAGAAAGGAUCUCUACUCAUUGAUUCCAGCACCAUUGAUCCAGCUGUAUCAAAGGAGAUGGCAGUUGCUGCCGAGAAAACGGGAGCAGUUUUCAUGGAUGCCCCUGUGUCUGGAGGUGUCGGUGCCGCCACUUCGGGCAAGCUCACUUUUAUGGUGGGUGGGCCUGAGGAGGAGUUCACCGCGACCAAGGAGCUUCUGAGCUGUAUGGGGGCUAACGUCGUGUACUGUGGCCAGGUCGGCACAGGGCAGGCAGCUAAAAUAUGCAACAACAUGCUGCUGGCCAUUGGGAUGAUUGGAACAGCAGAGACCAUGAACUUGGGAAUCAGAUUAGGGCUUGACCCAAAACUUCUAGCCAAGAUCUUGAAUAUGAGCUCUGGCCGCUGUUGGUCAAGUGAUACAUACAACCCUGUCCCGGGUGUGAUGGAGGGAGUGCCCUCGGCAAACAACUACCAGGGCGGUUUUGGAACGACACUAAUGGCUAAGGAUCUUGGACUUGCACAGAAUACAGCAACCAACACAAAGACACCAGUGCCACUGGGCUCUCUGGCCCAUCAGAUUUACCGUAUAAUGUGUGCACGUGGCUAUGCCAGCAAAGACUUCUCCUCUGUCUUCCAGUUCCUACGUGAGGAAGAGGGACAGUAGAAAGCAUCAUUCUUCGCCCCUUACACAGCCUCACACAGCUACGCCAAUCUUGCACACAACCUGUCUUUUAAAACUUUGACCAGUAUGAUGUGUUGCGAGAAAUGUAUGUGUCAUUUAUUUGGAUAAAGUGUGUGUGUGUGAGGAAGCGUGUGUUUAGGGUUUAUUCGACAGGCCACAAUAUACAUUGUUGGAAUAAUGUUACACGUGUAGUAAACCAUCGGUCGACUUAUUAUUAGAUGCUGUGAAUUUUGAGGAGUUUUUUAGGACUGUUAUUGCCUUAGUGGCUAAGACUAAC